AUGUGGUCUACAGAUGGGAAUGACACAAUAACUAAGCUAAAGGUAAAGGUACAAGAGGUAAAGGGGGCAAAAGAAGAAACCACUAAGCUGUUACAGAUCGCCUUAAAAGCAAAAUUAAAGGCCAAGGACGCAGUGUUGAAAGCAGAAGAGGCGCUGCAACUGUUUGGUUGGGCGGAGGCGAAUGCAACAGAUGCGGAUCAGCACGUCAAGGAUGCAGUGCGGGCUGCAAAGGCAACAGUGACGGCGGCAAAGGAUGUGGCGUAUAAGUGUCUCUAG
Trypanosoma grayi is the source of this 276-nucleotide messenger RNA. RefSeq lists its product as hypothetical. The record is from RefSeq and is a predicted model, not a curated record. The coding region runs from base 1 to 276 and encodes 91 amino acids. NCBI's taxonomy places the organism in Eukaryota, Euglenozoa, Kinetoplastea, Trypanosomatida, Trypanosomatidae. The transcript has a single exon.